Molecule: messenger RNA, 330 nt
Organism: Hydatigera taeniaeformis
Lineage: Eukaryota; Metazoa; Platyhelminthes; Cestoda; Cyclophyllidea; Taeniidae
Source: the annotation of a GenBank genome assembly
AUGUAUGCGUACAAAUUGAUCGCCUGGGAGCCUAGUCCCAUCACCCACACCCAGUGCAGGGGCAACGUGCUGCCGUGCGGAUGUGUGCGCAUGUAUGCACAUGUCCACAUCUCCAUCGUUGGGUCCACUGUCCCCUCUCUUCCCAAAAUUCACGCACGCGCGCACCCUCCAGAUCCAAUCAGGGUGUUAGUUGCACAUGUGCACGCAUACGGGCAGGUCAACAAGGUCACUGCUGUGGAGAGCGAUCGAUUGGUCGGUGCGGGAGUGUAUGCCAGUGUGCGCUACUGCGCCGUUGCUGCAACAGCACCGCUGUGCUGCUUCUGGGGCUGA